UAUAUCUGCGCCUGCGCGGCGCUCCUGCGGGGCCAGUCGGGACGGAGGAGACAAGAUGGCGCUGCGGGCGAUGCGGGGGAUGGUGAACGGGGCCGCACCCGAGCUGCCGGUGCCCACCAGUGGGCCAGUGGCGGGAGCUCGGGAGCAGGCACUGGCAGUCAGCAGGAACUACCUCUCCCAGCCUCGGCUCACAUAUAAGACAGUGUCUGGAGUCAAUGGUCCACUCGUGAUCUUGGAUCAUGUGAAGUUUCCCAGAUAUUCUGAGAUUGUCCACUUGACAUUACCAGAUGGCACAAAGAGAAGUGGGCAGGUUCUGGAAGUCAGUGGUUCCAAAGCAGUGGUUCAGGUAUUUGAGGGGACUUCUGGCAUCGAUGCCAAGAAAACGUCCUGUGAGUUUACUGGAGAUAUUCUCCGAACGCCAGUGUCUGAAGAUAUGCUCGGUCGAGUAUUUAAUGGAUCAGGAAAGCCCAUUGACCGAGGCCCUGCUGUGCUGGCUGAAGACUUCCUUGACAUCAUGGGCCAGCCUAUCAAUCCUCAGUGUCGCAUCUACCCAGAGGAAAUGAUUCAGACGGGCAUUUCUGCCAUCGAUGGCAUGAACAGCAUUGCUCGGGGGCAGAAAAUUCCAAUCUUCUCUGCUGCAGGGUUACCACACAAUGAGAUUGCAGCUCAAAUCUGUCGCCAGGCUGGUUUGGUAAAGAAAUGCAAAGAUGUAGUGGAUUACAGUGAGGAGAAUUUUGCAAUUGUAUUUGCUGCUAUGGGUGUGAACAUGGAAACUGCCCGGUUCUUCAAAUCUGACUUUGAGGAAAAUGGCUCAAUGGACAAUGUCUGCCUCUUUUUGAACUUGGCUAAUGACCCAACUAUUGAGAGAAUUAUCACCCCUCGCCUGGCUCUGACCACAGCUGAGUUCCUGGCAUACCAGUGUGAGAAGCAUGUGCUGGUGAUCCUGACAGACAUGAGUUCUUACGCUGAAGCACUUCGAGAGGUCUCAGCAGCCAGGGAAGAGGUCCCCGGUCGACGAGGUUUCCCUGGCUACAUGUACACGGAUUUGGCCACGAUAUAUGAACGUGCAGGCCGAGUGGAGGGCCGCAACGGCUCCAUUACUCAGAUCCCCAUUCUCACCAUGCCCAAUGAUGACAUCACCCAUCCCAUCCCUGACCUGACUGGGUACAUCACGGAGGGCCAGAUCUACGUGGACAGACAGCUGCACAACAGACAGAUCUACCCACCUAUUAACGUACUGCCCUCGCUGUCACGGUUAAUGAAGUCCGCUAUUGGAGAAGGCAUGACGAGGAAGGACCACGCGGAUGUGUCCAACCAGCUGUACGCGUGCUAUGCUAUUGGAAAGGAUGUCCAAGCCAUGAAAGCUGUGGUGGGAGAGGAAGCCCUCACCUCCGACGAUCUCCUGUACUUGGAGUUUCUGCAGAAGUUUGAGAGGAACUUCAUUAGUCAGGGUCCUUACGAAAAUCGCAGUGUCUAUGAGACUUUGGACAUUGGGUGGCAGCUGCUCCGAAUCUUUCCCAAAGAGAUGCUGAAGAGAAUCCCUCAGAGCACCCUGAGUGAAUUUUAUCCUCGAGACUCCACAAAGCAUUAGUUGCUGCUCUUCCGUGGCGUGACCCUCUUGUGAAACGUGGGUUGUUUUCUUGAUUCCUUUUGCACUCCUCAUCCCUACCUCUGUGUGGGAGUUUACUGUGUUACCCCGUAAUUAAAAACAAAGAGUAGGUAACAUAUGUGCCAGUGUUGCAAUGUCCAUACUGCUAACAGACUUCAAAAUAUCCUUACUCUGAGAGCCCGAUCUUCAGUGCUUUGUUUAAAGUAGCUGCGGGUGGAGGUGACGUUUCCUUACAGAUGUAUGUAUUUGUACAUAAUGGUGUAGUCAGUUGCCUAAUAAUGUCUUAACUGUUUGGGUUCUCCCAGACCUUACCUCUCAGCCCGCUGGAGGGUGUCGCUCUGAAGCUAAAAUGCUUUAGGAACUUAGGGGCACGUCUGAAAGGAGCCUCCCUUCACCAGAGCCAGGAGGCGCCUCGUGAGUCCUCUCCGGGUGCUGUGUGCCUGUGGGUCUCUCUGCGCCAGGCAGAUGACUUUUUCCUGUCCACUGCUCUUUCCAGUACAGUAAACAGUUAGCAGGAAGGGUGUCCUUUCCUCCUCCUCUGGGAGCUGGGAUUGCGGUGUCCAGUUGUUCUCCCGGGGAGCCACCCAGACCCCUGCAGCUCUCACUGCUGCCAUUCAUGCCGUGGCGGUGGAAUGCACAGUGACCCUCAGCGGGUUUCAUGCAGAGGAGUAAGAGUCUCUGACAGAGUUACUGCUUGGAAAGAGUCGGGGUACGAUACAAGAAGCAAGCAAGCUGGUGACACUCUGCAUGCUGACCGCUGACACUGCUCUAAGUUUCCAAAGUGUUUACCAGAUGCUGAGGACAGCCAGCAGGAGAGGGCUCGAGUCUGUGGAUAUUUUCAACUCUGUCAGAGAGCACCCUUUGGAAAGUCCUCGGUCAGUUCUGCUUGCUGACCCAGCUCUGCCUUUUCAGAGCAGUCUUGUGGCACAAGUGAUAGCGUUUCAGCGUUUCGCCCCUGCCUGGCGUGAACCUGAGCUGUCUCCACAGUUCUGCCUAGUCACCGUCCUGCCGCCUUGUGUUUUGUGUGACUCAGGUGCAGUGGCAGCUUCCCUACUCUGUGCAUUCCAUCUCUCCAGUUGUGUAAAGUUCUUCACUUUUUUCUCUGAGGGGUUGGGGCGGGGCUGUCAGCAUGAUUAUAUUUUAAUGUAGAAAAUGUGACCUCUGGAUAUAAAAUGAAAAUAAAUAUUAAAUUAAAUGUAAGUUA
Messenger RNA from Cavia porcellus (domestic guinea pig), 2813 nucleotides. RefSeq names its product ATPase H+ transporting V1 subunit B2 (gene Atp6v1b2). Gene Ontology annotation, biological process: vacuolar acidification; proton transmembrane transport; ATP metabolic process. NCBI's taxonomy places the organism in Eukaryota, Metazoa, Chordata, Mammalia, Rodentia, Caviidae. Gene Ontology annotation, molecular function: proton-transporting ATPase activity, rotational mechanism; ATP binding. The record is from RefSeq and is a predicted model, not a curated record. Gene Ontology annotation, cellular component: proton-transporting V-type ATPase, V1 domain. The transcript has 14 exons. The coding region runs from base 56 to 1591 and encodes 511 amino acids.